Chrysemys picta bellii (western painted turtle) is the source of this 740-nucleotide messenger RNA. RefSeq names its product SH2 domain containing 1B (gene SH2D1B). Gene Ontology annotation, biological process: negative regulation of neutrophil differentiation; positive regulation of B cell differentiation; regulation of immune response. Gene Ontology annotation, cellular component: cytosol. The record is from RefSeq and is a predicted model, not a curated record. Lineage: Eukaryota; Metazoa; Chordata; Testudines; Emydidae.
UUUCCUGUGUUGAUCAUAUUCAUUUGCUCUCUGUCUGCUAGAAGAGCUUUCCAGAACGGUCAGUAACAACCACACAGAUGAACCCACUGACACACUCAAUGCUUCAAGAAAAUCUUCUCCUAGCACACAGUUUCAGUUUCAACAUCCUCUAGCCAACUUCAUUUUCAUGCCAGACUGCUGAAUUCACCUGGAAUCAGUUAUAAAGGCAAGGGGUCUGAUUGCUGUUCUUCCAUGGAGUUCCCAUUUUAUCAUGGAAAAAUAACGAGAAAAACCUGUGAAGAAUUACUAAGCAAGAAAGGCAAGGAUGGCAGCUUUUUAUUACGAGAGAGCGAGAGCGUGGCAGGAGCCUUGUGUCUUUGUGUUUUCUUUGAACGGCUCAUCUACACUUAUCGAAUCUUCAGGGAACAUGAAGGUUACCUUCGGAUUCAGACUUCUGAAGACGUUCCACAACAGGUCUUCAAAACAAUAAAGGAUUUAAUAUACGCAUAUGAAAAGCCAAAUCAAGGACUCGUCAUCAACCUUCGCUACCCAGUAAGGAGACCGAAGCCCCCAAGGAGGAGAGUAAGGAAAUCCGAGGUAGAGGUGAAUGAAGUUUAUGAUGAAGUUGAAGAAGGAGAUUAUGUUGAUGUCUUACCUUAAAUCAGCUGCGACCUGCUUUUUUGUCAGAGGUCACGUCUUAUCCUGCCCCCCAUCUCAGCAGAUCAAAUGUAAAAAGCUUGCUCUCAGAACUUAUCCUUGCA